CGUGAUUGUGACACAUGGUGUUGUAUAAAUACACAUAUUUUAUAUGCUGUACAUUGUGACUCAGUAUUACAACUAACUGUCGGAACAAAAAUGAUGUUAAAGUCAUGGAUGUUGCUCAUAUUUCUCUCUGGUCAUUGCUGCUUUGUAGUCAAAGAUUCCAAUGUGCAGUAUUUAUAUGGUGACGAGAAAAAAAGAGAAAUCCCCGAGCCUGUGUCUCUUUCUAAACGAGUUACUAAAACGCCUCUAGAACUGGUGAAGAAAGCAUAUUUCAUAGAGUCAAGAAAACUUUGGGACAGCACCUAUCUCUUGUCAAAAGAAUCGCUUUUCUUUUAUCCAAGCUUCGGCCAGGCCAUGUGUGGAAUGGUUGGAGGCUAUCUGGCGGAAAUCGACGGAGCAGUGGAGCGUGACUUUAUCAAGUCGUUUUUAUCAAGUCACGCAUCGAAAUUUCAAUAUGUUGUAACAGGGGGCACGGAUGAAGACAAAGAAGGGACUUGGGUUAACCGAUACAGCCAAACUCAAGUUGCAUCUCUUUGGUUUAUCGGUCAGCCGGAUAAUUUUCAAGGAAGCCAGAACUGCCAAAGUUUCGUGAAACAGAACGGUUGGGUCUUAGCGGACAGCUCUUGUGUGUCUAACGGUAGAGAUGUUGGAUUCUUGUGUGAAGUUAAAGAUGAUUCGACCCAGUACGUCUCCUUCGACAUGACGGAUCAAUUGGCUUCGUUAAAAAACAAUAAAUGAACGUGUAAAUCGUAGUUUUAAAAUUAUAAAUAAAACAAAAUGUCCCAG
Messenger RNA from Biomphalaria glabrata, 783 nucleotides. RefSeq lists its product as uncharacterized. Bases 91 to 735 code for a protein of 214 amino acids. The transcript has 2 exons. The record is from RefSeq and is a predicted model, not a curated record. Lineage: Eukaryota; Metazoa; Mollusca; Gastropoda; Planorbidae.